Molecule: messenger RNA, 765 nt
Organism: Tremella mesenterica DSM 1558
Lineage: Eukaryota; Fungi; Basidiomycota; Tremellomycetes; Tremellales; Tremellaceae
Exons: 2
Source: RefSeq, a predicted model, not a curated record
UCAUUUCUUCCGGCUCUAUUCAGUCGAAGGGGCUUAUUUGCCAAUUUAUCUCUGCUGUCGCCUUCAACAAAGCGCAUAAUAUGGAGCUCACAGCUGACUCAACAGCGUUGAGCGAUCUGCUUGUCUCACGAGACCAGAGAGUCGUUCUCCCCUAUUACCCUAUACAGGGCUCCCGACGGUACCUGCGACAGGCAGGAGUGAGAUCGCUGAGGAAAACCCGCAAGCUGAAUCGAGCGGUGGACUUUUGCCUGAUCGAGUGAAACGGAACCCAAGGUCAUUCACCGUUCAUUGGCGACCCAUAUGGAACCUCAAGCUUCUCCAUCAUCGUCCAGAUAUCGGACUGAACCCAUGCGACCCCCUCCGGCCAUCAUGUUCCCUCCCAUACUCAGACCGCCAUCCCCAGCGCGUCCUCAAACUCAGCCGCCUCGACCUGAAGAGCGACCUGACCGUACCGUAGAGCCUAUCGCCUGGGAGGAUGAGCGACCUGCUCCACCGAUACCAUAUCGCAAACCUCCUCCCGGGGCUGCUUAUGUUCCACCGACCGACCGACGAUUUGUCGAAACGCCUCUCACAUGGUAUGACGCGGAAAAGGAUCCUGGAGUGGCUCACUGGGAAAAGAAUCGGCAUCGCAAUCCUCUUAUUUCUCGCCCGGUACAUCGUCCGGCGACAUUCGUGCAUCCUUAUUCUCGGCGAAAUGGGGAGGAUGACGAUCGCCAAAAGGAGAGGGAAGCUCCUCCCCUAGACGAGGAUUUGGCGAGACACUCA